Messenger RNA from Colletotrichum siamense, 1086 nucleotides. Its product is annotated as LysM domain-containing protein. The record is from RefSeq and is a predicted model, not a curated record. The coding region runs from base 1 to 1086 and encodes 361 amino acids. The transcript has 2 exons. Lineage: Eukaryota; Fungi; Ascomycota; Sordariomycetes; Glomerellales; Glomerellaceae.
AUGCUAUCUUACGUGCUGCCCUCACUCCUGCUCGCCGGCAGCUUCGUCGACGUGGCUCAGGCUGGCGUGGCUCAUGUUCGUCGCGAUGGCUCAUCACCUUCAUUGACAUAUGAUCCCAACACCACAUCGUACUGUACCUGGUGGGUUGACCUGACCACGGCCAAGACCUGCAGCGUCCUGCUGAGUGAGAAUGCCAUCGACUUGGUUUCCUUCCGAAGAUGGAACCCGUCCAUCACAGAAACAUGCGUCCUGCAGACGGGCCACUCGUACUGCGUUGAGGCCUUUUUUGAGCCGCCGGUUAGCACGGCCGGGCCAUCCACGACGUCCACUAUCAAAACCACGUCGACCACGACAACCCCCCCGACCACAACGUCGACCGGCAACGGAAUAUCCACGCCUCAGCCGACGCAGGCGCAGAUCGUUAGUAACUGUAACAAGUUCUACUUUGUGAAGUCCGGCGAGUCAUGCUCCACCGUGGCCAGCUCCAACGGCAUCACGCUCGCUCAGUUUCUGGAAUGGAACCCGUCCGCCGGAAGCACCUGCGCAGGACUCUGGGCCAACGCAUACGCCUGCGUCGGUAUCAUCGGCGGCGCCACGAUCACCUCAAGCCCACCCACCACCACCACCUCCACAGGCAACGGUAUCGCCACACCCACGCCCACGCAGCCCAACAUGGUAGGAAAUUGUGACAGCUUCUACUUUGUGAAGUCAGGUGACACGUGCGCCGCCAUCGCGAGCAAGUCUGGCAUCUCGGUGUCGCAGUUCGUGGACUGGAACCCCAGCGUGGGCAGCUCGUGCGGCGGGCUCUGGCUGGAUGCGUAUGUAUGCAUCUCCAUCAUUGGCCACACUCCCACCACUCCCACCCCGACCAGCCCGGGCAACGGCGUGGCGACUCCCACUCCUAUCCAGGACGGAAUGACCAAGAGCUGCAAGAAAUUCCACUACGUCGUUUCAGGUAACACCUGCACGACUAUUGCUUCGCAAUACGGCAUCACUGUCGCCCAAUUUACUUCCUGGAACCCGGCCGUCGGCUCCUCCUGUACUGGUCUCUGGCUCAACACCUAUGCCUGCGUGGCCGUGUUGUAA